GUCAGAUUUUUACAGUCAAGGAAGAUAAUUGAUCUAUAUAGGAUCGUUUUUAUUUGACGAAGAAAAUGCCUCCACCAUUUGCAACAGGUCUGCAAGAGCUGCUGGGAGAGGGAAGCUUCGUUGAUGUUAGAAUUAGCUGCUCAGAUCACUCUCCGAGCGAUGGUCUCGGAUCCCACAAGAUCGUACUUGCCGGAGCUAGUCCGGAGUUGCUAGGAACCUGUCUGGAUACCGGAGAAGAGGAGGAUUUGGUUUGUAUCCUGCUUCCGGAUUUCUCCUCCUCUCUGGUUGCAUCCGUUCUGUCAAUACUCUACUACGGAGAGGUUUGGUUAAGCAAUCUCUCUCAUCAUAUAGAGACGGUGAAUAGUUUAUUCCGAGCUCUAGGAUUAGAUAUGAUAAUACUAAGAACAAGAGAUGAAAUAAAAUUAGUGAAACUAUCAUUUUUCGUAUCAAAGAAGAACACCAACUCAUCCGAGAAAAUAAAGAUGGAACCCUGUACUGAAGCUGUAUCUCAAACUAACAUUAUAAAUAUUAAAAAAGAAGUACUGAACGGGUCCGCGGUAAAACAAGGAUUUUUCCCGACCGUUGAGACCGCAACUGUCCCCUCCUCCUCCCUACUCAAGUGUCCUUAUCUUAGCUGUGAGUUUCAUGCGGAAUCUAUUCCUGAAAUGCAAACCCAUAUUUACGAGUGCAAGCAGAAUCAACGAAACGCAACGCAAUUUACAGAGUCAGUUCAUCAUGUAGAUAUUGAACCUGUUAAUCUCAGUAUUAAGAGAGAGCAAACUACUGGUGGAGUAAAACUUGAAUCAUUGGAACCAGAUCCAUUGGAGCGGAGUAGUUAUACAGAGGAGAGCAAACCAGACCAUUUCAAGACUUGUUCCCCUGUGAAGCGGGAUAAUCUGAAGCUUGAAAUAGAUUCCGAAGAAGAGGUUGAUAAUCCUGAUGAUAAGGAAGACAGUGGUGAAGAGGAACUUGAACUAGAGGAUAGACAGGUUCAGUGUGUAAAGUGUCCAUAUAGUACCCGGAGUCUUAGUGCUCUUCAAGCUCAUGUAUCCAUGCAUCAGAGGAAGGAUUUCCUCAAGGAAACCAAGAACACGUGUCCGGUCUGUAAUCUCAAGUUUCAAUCCUUGGCAGAGCUGAAGAAGCACAUGUUGGAGAACUACUCCCGGCAGGACUCCUCCUCCUCCUCCUCCUCCUGCUCCUGUAUUCUCCCGGAUUGCCGGAAAAUAAUCCCAACCAACAACAGUUCUAAACUUCAAUUGUUCUACCAUCAUGUACUAUAUGAGCACUAUGGGAGCAAGUAUAAACUAAAAUGUGAUUUCUGCUCUUUUCGUUCCAUCUCCAGUAGCAGGCUUAAGGAUCAUCUCAUGCUCCACGCAGACGAGAGACCAUACUCCUGUUCAACCUGCCACCACGGGUUCAGAUCUCGAACACACCUGACAGAGCACGAAGCCGCCGUUCAUCUGAAGGAAAAGAUGAUUGAGUGCACCAAAUGUAAUCUCAAGUUUUCAACUCAACAGCUUCUAAACAAACACAACAAACAGAAACAUUUAGACGAUCUUUAUCCAUGUGAUGUUUGUGAAAAAGUUUUUUCAACUAAAAGUGCGUUGAGAUGUCACAGAAACAACGUUCACAAUGCUAAGCCAAGUGUUGAAUUGAUCUGUGAUCAAUGUGGGGACAGUUCACCACAGUGUCGGUGUAAAGUAGAGGACGGAGAGAAAACUCUAUUUUGUCCGGAGUGCGGGAAAGAAGUGUUCUCUAAGAACCUAUCAGGACAUAUGCAUUAUCAUAGACAGUCCUCGCUCCGUCCUUAUAUCUGUCAGGAAUGCUCUAAAACAUUCACUCACCCUGCUAGUCUGAAGCGACAUGCUCUCAUCCAUACCGGAGAAAAGAAAUUUUCAUGUAACCAGUGCGGAAAACAAUUUUAUCAGAAAGUCGCUUUCGAAACCCAUCUGAAAUCUCAUUCGGAGGAACGAAUAACCUGCAAGGGUUGCAAUAAACGCUUUCUGACAAGAUACUUGUUAAACUUUCAUCUUAAAUCUCGUAAACAUUGUAAUUCUGUUUAUAAUUUAUGAGAUUUCAGAA
Molecule: messenger RNA, 2082 nt
Organism: Eurytemora carolleeae
Lineage: Eukaryota; Metazoa; Arthropoda; Copepoda; Calanoida; Temoridae
Product: oocyte zinc finger protein XlCOF6
Exons: 7
Coding region: 66-2072 (668 amino acids)
Biological process (GO): regulation of transcription by RNA polymerase II
Molecular function (GO): DNA-binding transcription factor activity; RNA polymerase II cis-regulatory region sequence-specific DNA binding; protein binding
Source: RefSeq, a predicted model, not a curated record